AGACUCCAAUAUUUGCGCUCCAGAGAUAUCAUCAGUUCAUCACACAACAAAAGCACUCGAAUGCAACUCUAACCAUACCGCCAUUGAAGACAACCCACCCAGUCUCCUUCUCUUCCUCUUCUAUGCUACGUCUUGUUCACCACAAGCAUCAAUAGCUGUAGCUCAUAGCUAGGGUUUCUUCUUCUUCCACAUGGCGACUCUGCUAUUCUUCGCGCCGAGCGCGACCUCUUUUCCUUUCUUUUACCGGCCGACUUCAACGCCCCGCCCUCUCCUUCAUCGACCUCAUCACCACACUAAUCUCUUCCAUUCCAGGCACUUCCUUCCCGGUUCGCUUUCCGUCACCAGGUUCGCCUUCAAGCCUGGUUUCCUUCCGGAACCUCAUGGUGCUGAGGAGCUCGUCAAGGACUUGCUUGAUCGAGCUGACGCUUUUCUGUACACUGUUGCCGAUGCCGCUGUUUCAUCUUCCGAUACGGUGACUACCACCGCCAAACAGAGCAACGACUGGCUUUCUGGUAUUACCGGUUACAUGGAGAGCGUUCUCAAGGUACUAAAGGAUGGGCUUUCUGUUUUGCACGUACCAUAUGCUUAUGGUUUUGCUAUUAUACUCCUUACGAUUCUCGUUAAGGCUCUUACAUUUCCAUUGACAAAGAAACAGGUAGAAUCUUCCUUAGCUAUGCGGUCUUUGCAACCUCAAAUAAAGGCUAUUCAGCAACGUUAUGCUGGUGAUCAGGAAAGGAUCCAACUUGAGACUGCUCGGUUAUAUAAAUUGGCUGGCAUUAAUCCUCUAGCAGGAUGCCUGCCUACGCUUGCAACAAUACCUGUAUGGAUUGGGCUAUAUAGAGCACUUUCAAAUGUGGCUGAUGAGGGACUUCUUACAGAGGGCUUCUUCUGGAUUCCUUCCCUUGCUGGCCCAACUACAAUUGCUGCUCGUCAAAAUGGAAGUGGUAUCUCCUGGCUGUUUCCUUUUGUGGAUGGUCACCCACCUCUUGGAUGGUCGGAUACAUUGGCCUACCUUGUGUUGCCUGUAUUACUGGUUGUCACUCAGUACAUUUCUGUCCAAAUAAUGCAGUCGUCACAGCCUAAUGAUCCCAAUAUGAAGAGUUCUCAGGCCCUAACUAAGGUCCUUCCUUUAAUGAUUGGUUACUUUGCCCUGUCAGUUCCUUCCGGUUUAAGCCUUUACUGGUUCACAAAUAAUAUAUUGAGCACAGCACAACAAGUAUGGCUUCAAAAACUUGGAGGGGCUAAAAACCCAGUGAUGCAAGUACGUGAUAGUACAGUAAACGAUGACUUAAUGCAGAUUCAGAAGUCAGUCUCUGAGCUAAAUCCUCCCCCUAAAAGAGAGGCCAGUCUAGGUGAGAAGUCAACAUCAGAGGGGCCAAAACCAGGUGACAGAUUUAAGCAAAUAAAGGAGCAAGAGGCAAAGAGAAGACGACAGAGAGAAGAAGAAAAAAGGAAAGCAGAGGAGGCAGCAGGUAAAGCAACUGAAGUGCAUGAGGCAAGGGACAAAACAGUUCAGGGGGGACAUGGGGAUGGAGAUGAUUUAAUUGUUGUGAAGUCUGAGGCUGUGACCGCAAAUAAUGAUCCUUCUACUUCUGGUGUUGUUGUAAAUGGCAAUCCAUCUAGUGAGGAUUUUGGAAGACAUCAAAAUGCCACAUCUACAUUGCAGGCAGAAAAUAAUGGUUCUGCUAAUUUCCAGUUCAAUGAAAGGAAUGAGAGAAGUCUAGAAAAGGAAACAGAAGCAUACACACCUGCUGCCACAGACAGCAAGGCUCCUGCUGAAGACGGAGAUCAAUCAACAAAGGAUUGAGAAACCAGAAGAUAUAGGAAUUUCAGUGUGCCAAGAAUGACUGGCCCAUUUUCCAACUAGAGAAAUUUUAAAACACAGCCUCCUUUUGCAUUUUGUAAUCCUGGUUGCCAUUGUACAUCAGCCUGAUAGAAAUGGUAGUGUCAUCAGCGUGAUAGAAAUGGGAGUGUCAUCAUGAUGGCUGAUUUUGUAGCUUCGUAGUUGGAGUUUGUACUAUAUGUAAUUUUUCCCCCUUCAAUUCCAUGAAUAAAAAGAAUGAUAAAGGCAUCCUUAUUAGAAACAGAUGCUUCGGAUUACCUUUGCCAA
Messenger RNA from Prosopis cineraria, 2110 nucleotides. Its product is annotated as ALBINO3-like protein 1, chloroplastic. Gene Ontology annotation, biological process: protein insertion into membrane; protein localization to chloroplast; thylakoid membrane organization. NCBI's taxonomy places the organism in Eukaryota, Viridiplantae, Streptophyta, Magnoliopsida, Fabales, Fabaceae. The transcript has 11 exons. The coding region runs from base 191 to 1807 and encodes 538 amino acids. The record is from RefSeq and is a predicted model, not a curated record. Gene Ontology annotation, cellular component: chloroplast thylakoid membrane. Gene Ontology annotation, molecular function: membrane insertase activity.